Durio zibethinus is the source of this 1705-nucleotide messenger RNA. Its product is annotated as cytochrome P450 78A7-like. The record is from RefSeq and is a predicted model, not a curated record. Gene Ontology annotation, molecular function: heme binding; oxidoreductase activity, acting on paired donors, with incorporation or reduction of molecular oxygen; iron ion binding. NCBI's taxonomy places the organism in Eukaryota, Viridiplantae, Streptophyta, Magnoliopsida, Malvales, Malvaceae.
AUGGGUUUGGCUCCAAUUUCUAUUGACAAGACCUGGUGGGUCUCAACACUCCCUGCUUUUGUAGAAACACAGAAUUUGCUUAAUGGUUUCGUUUUAUUCAGCAUUUUCAUGGCAGUUUUAUUAGCUGCGAUAUUAACUUGGGCUUUAUCCCCUGGGGGUUUAGCCUGGAAAAAUGGCAGAAACCAAAUAGGUCAGGUCCCAAUCCCUGGACCCAGAGGCCUGCCUUUCUUUGGCAGUUUAUUCAGCCUAAGCCCCGGUUUGGCUCAUAGAACCCUUUCUUGCAUGGCUUCAAAACAAGCCGCUACCAAGGUCAUGGCUUUUAGCCUUGGAUCAGCUCCUGCUGUCGUAACAUCUGAUCCCCAAAUUGCUCGUGAAAUCUUGACCUCUCCUCACUUUGCCAACCGUCCUAUUAAAACCUCAGCAAAUAAGUUAAUGUUUAGCCGUGCCAUUGGUUUUGCUCCCAAUGGUACCUACUGGCGGCUUCUAAGAAGGAUUUCAUCGACUCACCUGUUUGCUCCAAAGCGCAUUGCAGCCCAUGAAAGUUGUCGCCAACUAGACUGUGUCGCCAUGUUAUGUGCCAUUGCUACAGAACAAUCAUCCAAUGGCUAUGUUGUUUUACGCAAACAUCUUCAAGCUGCAGCUCUUAACAAUAUAAUGGGAACAGUAUUCGGUAAAAGAUAUGAACUGACACAAAACGAUGAUGAAGCUAAAGAGUUGCAAGAGAUUGUCAGAGAAGGGUUUGAUAUAUUGGGUGCUUUUAACUGGUCGGAUUAUCUGCCUUGGCUGAGUUAUUUUUAUGACCCUUUUCAAAUCAAUGAACGCUGUUCGAUUCUUGUCCCCCGAGUGAAAAAACUAGUUAACCAAAUCAUUGAUGAACACCGUAUCAAUCAGUCAGAAAAGGUUGCUGAUAGUUCAGAUUUUGUUGACGUGUUGCUAUCUUUGGAUGGUAACGAGAAGCUCAACGAGGAGGACAUGGUAGCAGUCUUGUGGGAAAUGAUCUUUCGCGGUACUGAUACAACUGCGCUUUUAACUGAAUGGAUCAUGGCCGAGUUGGUAUUGAACCCUGAUAUUCAAUCCAAGCUUCACCAAGAACUUGUUCUUGCCGUAGGAGACAAGAGAGUGACAGAUGCUGAUGUGGCUAAAUUACCCUACCUUCAAGCAGUGGUCAAAGAAACACUAAGGUUACACCCACCCGGACCCCUCCUUUCAUGGGCCAGGCUGUCCACGUCAGAUGUCCAACUCAGCAAUGGCAUGGUGGUCCCGUCCGACACGACAGCCAUGGUCAACAUGUGGGCCAUAACCCAUGACCCAAAUGUCUGGGAGGAUCCACUUCUUUUCAAGCCAGAGAGGUUUGUCAAGUCUCUAGGUGGAGCUGAGGUGGAUAUGAAGGGUGGUGACCUACGGCUUGCACCAUUUGGGGCUGGGAGAAGGGUCUGCCCUGGCAAGAACCAAGGGCUUGUGACUGUGGGCCUUUGGGUGGCUAAGUUGGUUCAACAUUUCAAAUGGGUUCAAGACGUAGCUAAUCUAGUCGACUUAACCGAGGUGCUUAAGCUGUCCAGUGAGAUGAAGAAUCCUCUUUGCGCCAUAGCUAUUCCAAGAGAUUGCGUUCAACUUGUUAAGUGUCAUGAGACCUGAGUAAAAGAAUGAAUAAAACUAAGGGAUGUGAUCAUUUGAUUAUCCAAAUAUAUCUAUGUGUUAUGUGUUU